Rotaria sp. Silwood1 is the source of this 1002-nucleotide messenger RNA. NCBI's taxonomy places the organism in Eukaryota, Metazoa, Rotifera, Eurotatoria, Philodinida, Philodinidae. The record is from the annotation of a GenBank genome assembly.
AUGAAACUUAUACAAUCGUUUAUUCAAUUAAAUACAUCUAGUGUUUUUCGAAAAGUAAAAAUUGUGAUAUUUGUACUAAUUAAAGCACGACGACAAACUGGUCGACGUCGAUCGAUUAUUCGAGAAUACGCUUUGAAUACAUCCAUUCAUGGUAUUCCAGGUAUUGCUCGCAGUCAAAGUGUCGGUAUGAUAGCGAUGGUACAUGAUAAUGCACAAUUACCAUUGAUUGAUUCUGCUGGUAUGGCAUUAGCAACUGGAUUUAAACAUCGAAUUACGUAUACCAAAAAGAUAAUCUCAUAUUUACGUUCUCCUUAUUCUACAUGUAAUGAUGAAAUACCUCCUAUGAUGCAAGCUAUGUUUGAUAAUUAUCAAGGUGCAGAAUAUGGAUAUUCAGAAGAUAUCUGUUAUGAAUUAUGCACGGAAGUAUUUACAUAUCAGCAAUGUGGCUGCAUUAAUCCCAUACAAUGGAAUAGUCGCUUGAUUUUUCUACCUGAAACUAAAGAAAUGAUUAUGGCUCCUUUAUGUAAUACAUCUGAUAAGUGUUACUCCGAUGCAGCCCAUGUUUUUUUGACGUCAUCAUCCUUGCUUGACAAAUAUUGUUCAUAUUGUCCACAGCAAUGUUUGGUUACGGACUUCAAUAUCAAAUCUUCACUAUGGAAAGCACCACCAACAUGGUUAAUGGAUGAUAUUAAAACAUUUGUUGAAAAUUCCGAAAUUCCAUUACCUAUUGAUUGGUCAACAAAUUGGCGUUCUUAUAUUGAUUCGAGUUAUCUCUCGAUCGAUUUAGUACAUGAAUCAACUCUAAUUGAAAAUUAUACUCAAACAGCAACAAUGUCUGCAGUUGAUGUUUUGUCCAAUGUUGGUGGUCAAACAGGUCUUUGGAUCGGUGUCAGUUUUCUGUCUAUAAUGGAAUUAGCAGAAAUGCUCUAUCGACUUGCACGAUACCAAUAUCAUACUAUUCGAAGACCUCAUAAUAGAACUAAAGAUGAUAGUAAAGUUUGA